Misgurnus anguillicaudatus (oriental weatherfish) is the source of this 4410-nucleotide messenger RNA. RefSeq names its product solute carrier organic anion transporter family member 3A1b (gene slco3a1b). The record is from RefSeq and is a predicted model, not a curated record. Gene Ontology annotation, molecular function: protein binding. Gene Ontology annotation, biological process: sodium-independent organic anion transport; transmembrane transport; prostaglandin transport. Lineage: Eukaryota; Metazoa; Chordata; Actinopteri; Cypriniformes; Cobitidae. Gene Ontology annotation, cellular component: basolateral plasma membrane.
GAGUGGCUGAAGUAGAGGGGGAAAGGAGAGAGAGAGGUCAUCAUUUGGUGCAGACUGUGGUCGCGAGGACAAGCAACAUCCACGCCACGACUGUCCUGAACCCCCACACCAGCAAACUCUCCCCACCAAUGAGAAAGAGCGACAGGCGCCUGUAAGAACCUCGCGCAUCUGAUCGCAGUUUCCGUGUGUCGGUGAUGCUCGUGGGUAUUAAUAGGCUGCCGUGGUCCUCCGACGGUUUCUUCCGACCAUUCAGAUUCAGAUAUCUAAAUGCGUAGUCUGCGAUACCAAACGGCAGCGAGCAAAAUAAUCUCAUACGACUCAAUCUGAUUUCAUCCAGCGGACCGGAACCGGAGGCGAUGUUAAUGGAACCGUGUACGUCUGGCUGUGGAUCCAUCUGAAAACUCGUCCUCAAUGGUCACUUUCUGCCCGACUCUUGCUGCUGCAGUCCGCAUCGGAGGAUGCAGGUGAAACACUCGAUGUACACGGACGCAAGCACGCCAGACACUGAACCAGACGAGUGUCAGAAGAAGACAUCAUGCUUCUCCAACAUCAAAAUAUUCCUUGUAUCACAAUGUGCCUUAAUGUUGGCACAGGGCACUGUAGGAGCCUAUCUGGUCAGUGUCCUCACCACGCUAGAGCGACGUUUCAACUUGCAAAGCGCUGACGUUGGUGUGAUUGCCAGCAGCUUUGAGAUUGGCAACCUUGCCCUCAUCCUGUUCGUCAGCUACUUUGGGGCCAGAGCCCAUCGGCCACGUCUUAUUGGUUGUGGGGGCAUCGUAAUGGCACUGGGAGCCCUACUGUCAGCGCUGCCAGAGUUUUUGACCCAGCAGUAUCAAUAUCAGUCUGGAGAGUCGCGACCUAUAGGACAAGGAAGGGAUGUGUGCUCCAAUACCAGUCGACCAGGACUGUCCGAUUCGAGUUAUUUCUGUGGGAACAGAACCAAUACCAACAUGAUGUAUCUGAUGCUGAUUGGAGCACAGAUGCUUUUGGGAAUUGGGGCGACACCUCUUCAGCCGCUGGGUGUAUCUUACAUUGACGAUCAUGUCAGGCGAGAAGAUUCUUCUCUUUAUAUUGGUAUCUUGUUCUCAACACUGGUCUUUGGACCAGCAUGUGGUUUCAUUCUCGGCUCUCUCUGCACUAAAGUGUAUGUUGAUGCAGUCUUCAUUGACACAACCACACUGGACAUUACACCUGAUGACCCACGGUGGAUUGGCGCCUGGUGGGGCGGCUUCAUCAUCUGUGGCCUUUUCCUCUUCAUCUCCUCGUUUUUCAUGUUCGGCUUCCCGCAGUCACUGAACGAGCCCGGCGAGGAUCCGGCAGGUGAGAGUGAACAGGCCAUGCUGCCGGCUGAGUUGGUGCAGGAAUACGAAGGAGUCAAAACCUCAGAUGGCCCCGAGAUCAACAACGGCCUCACCUGCUGCCAACACCUGCAGGUUAUCCCCAAGGUGACUAAGCAUCUGCUGUCCAAUCCGGUUUUCACCUGUGUCAUUCUUGCGGCCUGUAUGGAAAUUGCAGUGGUGGCUGGAUUUGCUGCCUUCCUGGGGAAAUAUCUGGAACAGCAGUUUAACCUCUCAACCACCUCGGCCAAUCAGCUCCUAGGUAUGACGGCAAUCCCCUGUGCAUGUUUGGGUAUUUUCCUGGGAGGCCUCCUGGUGAAAAAGUUGGAUCUGUCUGCAUUAGGGGCUAUCCGCCUGGCAAUGAUUGUAAAUAUCAUCUCUACGGCCUGCUACGUCUCCUUCCUUUUCCUCGGAUGUGAUACGGGCCCAGUCGCCGGGGUUACUGUUGCCUAUGGCAACGAGAGUCUUGGGUCAUGGGAACGGGGCGAGGUUGCGUGCGUGUCAGGCUGUAAUUGUUACACAUCAACUGUAAGCCCUGUCUGCGGAUCUAAUGGCAUUACCUACCUCUCAGCCUGUCUGGCUGGCUGCACUAAAACCAAUCUGACGGGAUGUAAGUGCAUCGCCCAUGGCGAUGGGCAGGGCACAGCAUCACCAGGGAAGUGUCCCAGUCCAGGCUGUCAGCAGGCCUUUCUCACCUUUCUUGCAGUCGUGUGCGUAUGCAGCAUGAUCGGAGCCAUGGCCCAGACUCCAUCUGUCAUCAUCUUGAUCAGGACUGUGAGUCCAGAGUUGAAGUCAUAUGCUCUUGGUGUUCUCUUUCUGUUGCUCCGGCUUUUAGGUUUCAUUCCCCCACCACUAAUCUUUGGCAUUGGGAUCGACUCCACCUGCCUGCUAUGGAGCUCCGUGUGCGGCACAAAGGGAGCCUGCAUGCUUUAUGACAACGUCUCGUACCGUUACCUUUACGUCAGUUUCGCCAUUGUUCUCAAAUCCAGCGCCUUCAUUCUCUACGCUGUCACUUGGCAGUGCCUGCGUCAAAACUACUCCAAGUACAUUAAAAACAGUGAGGAUUACCUGACACCAACCCAGCUGUUCGCCUCCAACGUCACCCUGGACAACCUGGGCAAGGACAUUGCACAGAACCCUUCCAAUCGCACCAAAUUCAUUUACAACCUAGAUGACCACGCCUGGAGUGAGAACGUGGAGUCAGCCAUAUAGUCCCAUCCCAAAGAUGGCCAGAUGGCCUAUAUGCACAUGCUAAUUUAGUCCCAUUAAUGCAUUUAUUCGAAGCAAAGUUCAUAUUUCCGCACAUUCCCGCUGCCUGGAGGAAACUGCCUGGGGCACUCUUGCAGCAUAUCCAGGGUGUUUUAACUAAACAGAGCCAAAUGAAUUUGACUGUUACUGUAGUCAGGAGUUGGAGCUAUACAGUAUAUGCUGGAUUUAUGAUAUGUGAGGGUGAAAUACAUUAUAAUUUAAGAUACAUAUUAAACUGCAGUUAAAAAAUAUAUAUCUUAGCCCCAGAUUGCAUACAAGCACCUUUUUAGGUUUCAUUUUGGAUGGACUUUUUUUUAAAUGUAAAAAAUUGCAUAAAAGUUAUAUGGAUAUUAGCUAAUGUGAGGCAUUAUGUAUAUUUUUAUGGAGGGUAUAGCGAACACCAGGAAACUUCGAAAGAUUGAUGUUAUUAUUACUCUGUCUCCCCUGUACAGCCAAUAGACUAAAGACAUAGAUACAAGUGCAGACUUCAUAUAAUACUCAAAUAAUCACCCUAAAUACAUAAUAGUGAACAUUUUAGGCUGUGAAAAUGUAUUGCUUGAAUAGAUAAAGGUUAUCAAUUAGUUUUGUGAUGCUUCCUUAUUUGUCACCUGCAGUGGUCCUGAGCAACACCUAAAGCAACAUGAAUUAGUAUCAAGCAGUGGACACUGAAGCAAUGAAAGUUGGAUUUAUUUAAAUGCAUGCAGGUAUUGCAUGAUGAUGCAUCAGAGUUGGUGCAUGGAAAUUUUAAGAGAUAAGCUGUUAUUGAAGAAGGUACACAUUUUCCUUCUAUACUCCAGCAUCCUCGUAAGUGGCAUUUUCAGUAGUACUCUGCAUUAUGUAUGAGUAAUGCUAUUUUAAUGCCAUACAUCAUCUAUGUGUUCCCAAACGUUGGGAUUAACAGUUUUUAAAAGCAAGUUUUGCUGUUCAUUUUCUUUACCAACUAUUUAGCAUCAUCAUUAUGAACUACUAGAACGUUUUGCGUAAAAACACAGAAUCAUAAAAGUAUAUUCAUGUUUAAGUUAAUCCAGUUACUUUGUACAUUUUUGUAUGACAUUGAACCUAAGAAUUUGUUUUUCAUAUACUUCUUAUUUUUAUGCGUUUUCUAAAAAAACUAUAAAAUAAAAAAGGACAGGACAGGAAAUUCAGGAUCUGUGUUGAUAUUAUGAUGCUAAGUGCUUUUUACAGAGGAAAUGCUGCUCUAUAAAGAUGGUUUACUGAAUGCAAGUACACUGAAAAGACCCAGAGAGGGGAACCCAAAUCCAUUAUCACUCCAUGUAAAUGGCCUCCCGAGCACAUUAUUUUAAUGCACUGCAAUAUACAGUGAGACGCUUGAUUGCUUGAAUGUUGAGACCAGUGUCAAUACAAAUGGGAUGAUACAAGAAUGAUGUCAUUGUUUAUAUAAUCAUUCCUCUCUAUAGAUAAUUCAUUGCAGUAUAAGUGCCAAAGUGAUGCCAUUUAAGUGUUCUAGAGUUCUCCUUGAGAGGCGGUUUUUCGUAAUGCUGGAACUGUAUAUGACCGCAAGAUGCUUUACUGUAUUGUAUGUAGACAUUAUGUGAUAUCUUAAGCAGCCAUUACACAUACAUAGUAUGUACAUAGCAAAAUUUAAGUCUGUUCUAUCAAGAAUGUAGAACAUAGCGAUGCUUAUAGGCUUUUCCAGGUCAAAAUAUAUAUAUAUAUAUUAUUGUUAAAUGCAGGUGGAGGUUAUGUUAUGCUUACAGAAGAAUGUUGUGGUAUAUUUUUCUACCCAUGUCUGUAUUCUAAAGCUUCUGUGUAAUGCCCAUAAAGUGUACAAAAAAAUGACAUUAACAGCUAUCUGCACUACAAA